Chironomus riparius is the source of this 3811-nucleotide messenger RNA. The record is from the annotation of a GenBank genome assembly. Lineage: Eukaryota; Metazoa; Arthropoda; Insecta; Diptera; Chironomidae.
UAUCAAUCCGUUAUUUAAGUAAACAAUAAAUUCAUUGUGCUUUUAAAUUUUAAUUAAUUAUACUAGUAAAACGAGUGAUAAUAGUAUUAAACGGAUAACAAACAAUUUAAAAAUAAGACAGCACAUUCCAAUAACAUCUUAAUUUGCCCUAUUUUGGCGGUAUAAUAUUGUUUUUUGAAGAAAAGUGUGAGCUCAAAAUAAAAUUAAUUAAAGUGUAUGUUUAAUAGUCGUUGUCAUGUCACAUAAAGCUAAAGCAUCUCCAAAACCAUCGCCAAAGAACACGUUGUUCAACUAUUUCGCAAGAAAUUCAUUAAAUACAUCCCAAAAUGUCGAGAAAACAGCAGAAAAGGAAUCGCCGGUUGUUAAGAAGGAAGUUCAAGGGAAUUUGACUGGAAAGAAGCUUGAUUUCGGAAAACGAGGCAAUUCAAGUGACGAAGAAGACACAAAAGUCAAUAAAUCUUCGAAGAAACGUAAAAUCAUUGAUUCCGAUGAUGAAGAUACAGAAAACAGCGACAGCAACACUAAGAAGGAAGUCACUCAAGCAUCUAAGAAACGUUUAAUUGACUCAGACGAUGAAAUGCCACCACCAAAAAAUCCAAUAUCGAGACUUGCUAAAUUUUCUGAAGAUGCAGCACCAGAAAGUCCGUCAAGCAAAAAAUGUAAAUCAGAAAAACAAGAUCUAACAAAGUUGGUUCCAAAAAAUGAGCCAGAAGAUGAAGAUGAUGAAAGCCAAGGAUUUUCACUUGAUACUGAACAAAAGAUUUAUACUCACGAAAGUUUUGAGUUCUUACAGCCUGAAAACAUCAGAGACAUGAAUAAGAACCGUCCAAAUCAUCCAAAUUAUGAUCCAAGAACAUUACACAUUCCAGAAAGCUUCUUAAAGCAACAAACUCCAGGACAUCUCCAAUGGUGGAAACUUAAAGCUCAGUAUUACGACUGCAUUUUCUUCUUCAAAGUCGGCAAGUUUUAUGAAUUGUAUCAUCAAGAUGCAGUGACUGGAGUUAAGGAACUCGGAUUGACAUUCAUGAAAGGAGAUUAUGCUCAUUCAGGCUUUCCAGAAACAGCAUAUGAUAAAAUGUCAUCAACACUUGUUGAGCGUGGAUAUAAAGUAGCUCGUAUAGAGCAAGUUGAAACACCAGCAAUGAUGGAAAAGCGUUGUGAAGCUGAAAAUAAGCGCACCAAGUUCGAUAAAGUCGUUAAACGUGAAAUCUGUCAAGUCACUAAUGUGGGAAUGCAAAAUAAUGCUACUGGAUUAUUCUCAAUGGCUAAAAGUCAAUUUUCAGCAAAUCCAAACUUUUUGUUGUGCAUUGCUGAGAAGAAUAUUGAAAAAUCCAAUAAUACUCGUUAUGGCAUAGCUUUUGUUGAUUCCAGCAUUGGAGAUUUUAUGAUUGGCGAAUUUGAGGAUGAUGAUCAAUGCUCCAGAUUACUUACUUUAUUGUCUCUCUAUACACCUGUAUUAAUUUUGCAUGAUCGAACUGGAAUGGGCGAAAAUACAUCAAAGGUCUUAAAAGGCAUCAAUGUGGUCAAAGAAAAGCUGACAAAUGAAAAACAAUUUUGGAAUGGCUCAAAAGCAUUAAAGUAUCUGGCAGAAACCACAUAUCAAAAUGAAAAUGACUGGCCAGAAUGCUUAAAAGAAAUGCAAAGUGAUCAUUUAAAACCGUCUGAAGAUUGCACAUUGGCACUAAAAGCAUUAGGUGGAUGUUUGUGGUACUUAAAGUAUAAUUUACUCGAUCAACAAGUAUUGUCAUUAGCAACAUUCAAACGUUAUGUUCCACCAGAUCAAAAAAUUGAGUUUGAUGGAUCAAAAAUUAAGAAAGAAAAUCGAAAACAAACUCACAUGAUGCUUGAUGCCAUUACUUUACAUAAUUUGAAUGUUAAUGGCGAUGAAAAUUCAUUAAUUAUGAAAUUAGACUAUUGCAACACUCAGUUUGGUAAACGAUUAUUAAAGGAAAUUGUUUGCAUGCCAAGUUGCGAAAUAGAUGAAAUUAAGGCACGACAGGAAGCAGUGAAUGAAUUAAAGGAAAACGUUGAAUUAUUGAAUGACUGUCGUGGGCUAUUAAGUUCAUUAAAUGUUGAUGUUGAGAGAAGUUUAAGUCAGAUUCAUCAUCUUGGCAAUAAGGAUAUCCUGCAAAAUCAUCCACAAUCCAAAGCUAUUUUAUAUGAAGCUGAAACAUAUGGAAAGAAUAAAAUUAUUGAUUUUGCUGCGGCUCUUGAUGCUUUUGAUCACUUAAUGAGUCUUCCAAAAGUUUUUAAAAACUGCACAUCAUCCAUGCUAAAAAUGUUGACACAAACAAAGGAAAAUGGUGGAAAUUUUAUUGAUUUAAGUCCACAAUUAAGCUUGCUACAGAAAUCAUUUAACAUUGAAGAAGCUAAGAAGUCUGGCUACAUAAUUCCAGGUCGUAAUGCAGACGAAGAAUACGAUGCAGUUCUGGAUGAGAUUGAUACACUAGAAACUGAACUUAAAGUCUAUUUAAAGCAACAAGAAAAAGUCGUUGGAUGUAAAUUAAAUUAUUUUGGAACUGACCGUAAACGAUAUCAAAUGGAAGUGCCUGAAAGUCAUUUCAAGAAGGUUCCAAAAGUUUGGAAUUUGGAGAACUCGAAAGGUAAAGGCAAGAAUGCUGUCAAUCGCUACACAUCAGAUGAAACUAAAGAAUUUCUUACUAGAAUGCAGGAACUGGAAGCUAAAAAGAAAAAUGUUUUAAAUGAUUUUGGUCGUCGAAUUUUUGAAAAGUUCUCCAAAAAUUAUGUCCAGUUCAAGCAAAUUGUUAAUCUUACAGCCAAACUGGAUGUGAUUGCAUCAUUUGCUGAAUUCUCACGUAAUCUUGAUGUAUCGUGCAUCCCAGAAGUAUUUGAAAUGGCUGAAAAUCCAGGAGAAAGUUUACUUACAAUUGAGAACGGAGUUCAUCCUUUAAUGAAUUGUGAUGAUUAUAUAGCAAAUGGAGUUACAAUUGGAAAAGAUGGAGCCUUCUUUGAGCUCAUUACAGGACCUAAUAUGGGCGGUAAAUCGACAUUAAUGCGUCAAGUUGCAUUAUUAAGUAUGCUGGCACAAAUCGGAACUUUAGUUCCAGCUGAAAGCAUGAGUCUCACAUUAAUUGAUCGAAUUUUUACAAGACUUGGUGCCAAUGAUAAUAUUAUGAAGAACCAAAGUACAUUCCUUGUUGAAUUGAACGAAACUGCCAUCAUUUUAAAGCACUGCACAUUCAACAGUCUAAUUUUACUUGAUGAAUUAGGUCGUGGAACUUCAACAUUCGAUGGAUCAGCUAUUGCACGUGCUGUAUCUAAUUUUAUUGCUGACAUGAAAUGUCGAACAUUGUUCUCAACUCAUUAUCAUAGCUUAGUUGAUGAUUUCCAGGAAGAUAAUCGUAUUAAGUUAGGUCACAUGGCAUGUGUUGUUGAAAAUGAAAAUUCUGAGGAUAUAACAAAAGAAAAUGUCACAUUUUUGUACAAAUAUGUUGGUGGAAGCUGCCCACGGUCGUUUGGUUUUAAUGCUGCAAAACUUGCUGGAAUUGAUCAUGAAAUUAUUCGUCGUGCUCAUGAGAUUUCAAAGACAACCGAAGCUGAAAGCCUUAAACUCCGAAUCAAAACCAUGAUCUUAAAAAAUGCAGACAAGGAAGACAUUAAAAAGUUGAUUAUUAAAUUUAAGAAAUGUUUAGAUUAAGUUUUAUUGUUUGCUGGUAAGCCGCUAAGGUAAGCCUCUAAUAUUUUUGUGUCUCUCUAAAUACAGUACAAUUUACCAUGCUUAAGUAUACGAUAAAGUAAUAAUAAUAAAGGCUUAUGAGCCGUUGUUGCCCAACAUGUUUAAUAAUUCCUG